AUCCAAAAUUAAUAAAUACAUAAUUGUUGGCAAAAACAAAUGAAAGCAAAGAAUUAAUUAAAUUUAAAGUAACGAAUUUAAGAAUGGAGAAAUAUGGACAAGUUUUCUUGACAUCAAAAAGAACUUUUAUAGUAAUUUGUACACAUUGUGAAAAAACGCUAGAAGAUUAUAAGGAUUUCUUAAGUCAUGUUUUGGAAGAUCACAUAGAUCCACUUUCAUGUAACAAGUUUGAAAAUAUAAUUAAAACUGUAGAUUUAUGUGAUGUAAAUAACGAAAAAUCGCAAUGUGUUAUCUACAAUUCUAAAUCAAUCAUGCAAAUUGAUGUAAGUGUUAAAAAAAAUGGAGAAGAUAAUGACAGUUUGGGAAGUGAUUCAACUCAUCACUCCAACAUCGACAAGGAAAAUUGCAAAAACCCGAUUGAAGAUGGGUUAAUACAGAAUACAAUAUGUAAUAAAUAUUACAGUUUUAAAAAUAGUUGUUGUUCUAUCUGUUCCUUAAAAUAUGGAAGUUUGGCACAACAUAAAAAAUGUAACCACAAAGAUUAUUACGAAAAUAAAAAAAAGUCAGAGGAAACCAUUAUAAAGAGUGAAGCUCUCGAUUCUAAAGAAAAAACUAAAAAUGAAGUUGUAAAUCAAAGCACUUUAAAUAAAAAUAAUAAAAAUGAGACUCAGGUACGUUGCUUAUACUGCGGAGAAUCAUUUUCUCCAGGAUAUUUUGAGGCGCAUCAGCGCCAGAGGAAGUGUGGAAAGUGUCCUCUAUGUUUUUUAAUUGUAGCAGAUUUAUAUAGACACUUUCCCAAAUUUCAUAAAGAAUACGUGGAAGAAAAAAAAAGUUUGUGCGAACAGAUUGUGAAAAGAUUACCUCUCACUGAAGAAGAACUAUUAACGAAAAACAUAAAGAAUGAAACUCAAGGAAAUUUUAGUCCCUUAAAAAAAACUACAAGAAAUUUAGAUAUUAAACUUUCAUGUAUUUAUUGUGAAAUGAUAUUUAAACGCGAAACACAUUAUAUGAAACAUAUAAAACAACACGAAACAAAGUCGGACACCUGUGAAUUUUGUGGAAAGCGAUUUAAACACAUAUCCCGCUUGAAAACUCAUUUAAGAUUGCAUACCGGUGAAAAACCAUACAAAUGUGAAACAUGUUCUGCAUCAUUUAAUGAAAGUGGUAAUUUAAAGGAUCAUUUCAUAAAUCGGCACACAGAAGGUUUGAACUUGAAGUGUACAUAUGACAACUGUAAUAAAAUAUUUAAAACAAAGGCGAGAAGAAGAUAUCACGAACAAUACACUCACAAUAACAAGUACAAAAAUUUAUGCAAAGAAUGUGGUUUAACCUUUAAGAAUUCAGGUUCAUUGAAUGAACACACAAAAAAGAAGCAUAUUAAAUAUGAAGACAGACCGUUUCCUUGUAAAUUUUGUGAAAAGAGAUUUGCUUUCAAAUUUGAAUUAACACCUCAUGAAAUGAUGCAUCUAAGGAAAAACCGAUACCACUGUGAAAUUUGCUCUAAAGGAUUUAUAGCUAGAAAAUCUUUUGAUAGACAUUGCCGUACUGUCCAUGGAACCGCAGCUAAUAUAGUAAUUAAAACAGAUAACAAAGAUGCCAUACGAUGUAAAAGAUGCGAUCAACUAUAUUAUAUUUUAGAAAAUUUCAAAAGACAUACAGCGCACAGAAAAUGUGGAUAUUGUCCAGUUUGUUCUUUGCCAAAAGCAGAUGUAUACGCACAUGUGAAGCGCUUCCACACAGAAUAUUAUGAAAAUAAAAGGAAGUUAGGUGAACCUGUUAGGGGAAUAAUUAAAAUUUUUGAAUCAAAUGAUGAAAUUGGAACAUUAUUUCCUGUCAAAACUAAAAAUUCAGGCAUCCUCUACCAAAACGAUGAUAAAAAUGAAAAUGUUGAAACCACUAAAUUAGAGUGUGAAAAAGCGAAUUCUAAUUCUUUAUUUGAAAAAUUAGGCACGAAAAUUGGAACAAGUUUAAAAAGAAAUUACGAAAACUAUUUUUCAGAAAGUGACGAUUCAAGUCAUCUAACGAAUGAUAAAACAGAAAACGAAAAUUAUGAUAAUAAUCUAAUUAACAAUGAACCUAUACAUUGUUCAAGAUGCGAUCAACCUUAUUAUAUUUUAGAAAUCUUUGAAAGACAUAAAGAGCGUAAAAAGUGUGGAUAUUGUCCAGUUUGCUCUUUGCCCAAGGCGGAUGUAUACGCUCAUAUAAAACGCUUUCAUAAAGCCUAUUACGAAAAUAAAAAAAUGUUAGGAGAACCUACUUGGGAAAGAAAUAAAAUUCAGAAAUUAAAAAGUGGAGAAACUGAAACGUCGCUUUCUACGAAAAAUUCAAACCUCAGGAAUCUCGAUCAAAUAAAUGAUGAAAAUAAAAUCCAUCUAGCAUGCAUAUACUGCGGUGAACUUUUUUCGCCAAUAAACUUAGAAGCACAUAAACAAGAAUACAGGUGUGGAAAAUGUACUUUAUGUUUUUCCAUCGUUGGAGAUUUGAAUACACAUAUGACAAAAUAUCACAAGGAAUAUGCAGAAGAAAAGAAGUUAUUAAAGGAAAAGCUUUUUAAAAGGGUUCCACUUUCCGAAACAGACUUAAUAAUGAAGAGAAUAGAGCAGGAAUCUCAAACAAAAAAUGCAAAUCGAUUAAAAAAUAUUUCAAAUGGUUUUGUUAGAAAAUGCAUAUAUUGUAGCAGAAUAUUUAAGACGGCAACUACUUAUAAUAAGCACAUAAAACAGCAUGAAGAAAAUAAUAUUUGUAAAUUUUGCGAAAAACGUUUUUUGCGAUUUGACCAAUUAAAGAAACAUUUGCUUAUACAUACUGGAGAAAAACCGUAUAAAUGCAAAAUAUGUCCUGUAUCAUUUUCUGUAAGUAGUAACUUGAAAGAGCACAUUUUAACUAGACAUACAGAAGGUUUAAAUUUGAAGUGCUCCUAUGAGAAUUGUGAUAAAGUAUUUAAAACAAAAGCAAGAAGAAGAUACCAUGAAGUUUACGCGCAUACUAGCAAAUACAGAAGAAUGUGCAAGGACUGUGGGUUAAUAUUUCGAACGUCAGGUGCAUUAAAUGAGCAUGUAAAAAAAAAGCAUAUGAAAUAUGAAGAUAGACCAUUUUCUUUUAGUAGAUUAAAAAUGAAACCCUACGGUCAAGUUUUUUUAAGAGAAAAUAAAAUCUUUUUCAUAACUUGUACUCGUUGUGAACAAGAAAUAAUUGACUAUAGUGAAUUUCAGCAGCAUGUCUUAAAGUUACAUCUAGAUCCGCUGUGUACAGAAAAAGAAAUAGGCACUAAUAAUUCUAAAGAAAAGGGGAUAAAAGAUAGAAGUAUAAUUAAAAACGCCAAUAAUUCGGAAUGCACCGAAAGAGAGGUGAAACUAGAGAAUGUGGAAGAAUAUGAAAAGGAAAAUGAAUCCAACUGGGGAGAAACCACUUUUUCAGCAGAUGAAAUGAAAAAAGAGGAAUUUUCGGAAAAUGACGAUCAAUCUAUGGAUGACGUGGGUCAGUAUGAUUUUGAAGAAGUAAAUUAUGAAGUUGAAGAACCACUGAUUGAAAUUAAGGGUCAAAUGCAGGAGGAUCAGGAUGAAGUUUCUAUUAAUGAUAAUUCUGAAAAUGGUGUAUGUGAGCAUUGUGACAAAGCAUUUCCUGUUGAUAUACUAGAAAAACACAAAGCACGUAAAAAAUGUGGGCCUUGUCCUGUCUGUUCUUAUAAAUAUACGGAUUUAUAUAAACAUUUGAAAACAAACCAUGUAGAAUAUUGUGAGGAAAAGAGGCGCUUAAGAAAAGCUAUAAUUCCUGGAAAGGGUAGUUCUGGGGUGAAAAGUGGUCAAAAGAAGCAAUCAAGUAAGAAAAUUAACCCUGAAAAAGAAGAAUUUGUUAUCACGAAUAAUGAAGAACUAGAGAAAAAUGAUCAAACGGAGGAGGAAAAGGAAGAAGAAAGCGCACCCGAAAACUAUGAAGGAGAGAAAACAAUGUGCAAUUACUGCGGAAAAUCAUUCUCAGUAAAAACAUUCGAAUCACAUAAAGCACGUAGAAAAUGUGGGAAAUGUCCCGUAUGCUUUAUGGUGGUUCCAGAUGUUUAUGCACACGUUCCAAAUUACCACAAAGAGUACAGUGAAGAAAAACGACGCUUAGGAGAAUAUGUUGUUAAAAGAUUGCCGAUAAUUGGUGAAAAAACUUUCGAUAAACCAGAUAAAAUACUAACUUGUACAUAUUGCGAGAAAAUUUUUAAAACAGAGUUAUUUUAUAAGCAACAUGUCAUUAAGCAUGAACAAUUUUUGAAUACCUGCAAAGAAUGUGGUAUGAGUUUUCAGUAUUCAUCUGGAUUAAAGAAACAUUUAAGAAAACAUACAGAUGAUCGACCUUUUAAAUGUAAAAUAUGUCCUGCAACAUUUAAUAACGAUGGUAGUUUAAAAGCUCAUAUAUCAAAUAAGCAUACUACUGGUCAAAAGGUGAAAUGUACAUUCGAAAAUUGUGGUAAAAUAUUUAAAAGUAAAGAACGAAAGCGGUACCAUGAACUUUACGCUCAUUAUAAUGAGUGCAAGCAUUUAUGCGUAGAUUGUGGACUCAGAUUCAAAACUUCAGGUGCGUUAAACAAACACUCAAAAACUAUACAUCUAAGUUAUGAAGACAGAGAAUUCACAUGCAAGUUUUGUAAUUUAAAAUUUGCUUUUAAAUAUGAGCUUGAUCCACAUGAAAUGCUACAUUUGGGACAGAAAAGAUACUUGUGUGAAUUUUGCACAAAAGGUUAUGGAAAAAAAUCUCAUUUACGUAGGCACUGCCAAUCGAUACAUGGUAGAGAUAUUGAUUAAUGCAAUAAUUUUAGUUUUAAGAGUUGUAAGAAUAGAAAUGUUUUAGUGUAUUAUCAAAAAUUUAAUUUCUGAAAUUAAAUUAUUUGUUAUUUAACUCUCAUAAGGUUUAGGUUCUCAUUUAUUGUCAACAAUUUUGUUGCG
Molecule: messenger RNA, 4928 nt
Organism: Condylostylus longicornis
Lineage: Eukaryota; Metazoa; Arthropoda; Insecta; Diptera; Dolichopodidae
Product: zinc finger protein 729-like
Exons: 4
Coding region: 84-4787 (1567 amino acids)
Biological process (GO): regulation of transcription by RNA polymerase II
Cellular component (GO): chromosome
Molecular function (GO): chromatin insulator sequence binding
Source: RefSeq, a predicted model, not a curated record